AUGUUUUCUCUUCACGUCAACAGUGAAAUUCUCGAAAGUGGAAGAAAAAGGCCUGUCGCUUCUCGCUUCAAUCAUACUUUCUCAAGACAAACAACAAACUACUGGUUCAUCUGGACUCUCAAUGGACUUGGCGUAGUCUUUAGUCUCGGAAUCAGUUUAGUCGUUGCGUACUUUUUCUUGAAAUACUUUCAAUUUCUUGCACAUGGAGGCCCACAACCACCGAAAAAGGGCAAAUCACCAUUCGAUGGUUAUCAGCCUGCGCAGCAAAAUCUUGGUAUGCCAGUUGGUGCUUGGUCCGAUGCCAGCAAUAUGGGAAAUGUAUUUAAUGGUGCCAUGAGAUCAUGA
Molecule: messenger RNA, 345 nt
Organism: Adineta ricciae
Lineage: Eukaryota; Metazoa; Rotifera; Eurotatoria; Adinetida; Adinetidae
Source: the annotation of a GenBank genome assembly